CCUGUCAAAAACGGUUAAUGCAAUGAAAUCACAAAAGUUAUUCGAUUUUUUACUGUCAUUGACAAAAUAAUCUUUUUUUUUAUUGUUACAAAUGUUUAUAUUGCAUAUAUGUAAAAAAAAAAUUACAAGUGCUAGUCAUACUUUGUAAUAUAAAUAUUAGUGGUUAUUGAAUAAUAAUAAGUGUUUCUUACGAUGUCAAUCUUAACAAACAUUUUGAAGCAUAAAUUUUCUCCAAAGAAAACUCCUUCAAGAAAAGCUUUAUUAGCUACUAAAGAUUUGAGUCCAAUUCAUAUUGAAAGAGAAUUCGGACCAGAUGUUGGUCCUAUUCGUCUCAAAUUAAGUGAUCACGAUUUGAUUUUUGAUGGAGGGAUUUGGGUUUCAGGAUCAGAGAAAGCUGGUGGAACCCAUAAAGAGAAAGAAUUAUUGAAAAAAGAGAUUUACAGGUUGGAAGAAGAAAAUAAUUUACUCAAAUUAAAGUUAGAAUUAGUAAUAGAUAUGUUAACAGAAGCAACUGCAGAACUACAAUUACAUAAAGGUGAACUGGAAAAUUUAAAGAACAAAAUAAUGUGUAAAAAACGUUCAGCAACGUAAAAUGCAAUUGUCUGAGGUCUGAACCAAUAAGAUUAAUUAGUAUUUAAAAU
This is a messenger RNA of Chelonus insularis, 641 nucleotides long. It is a transcript of the gene Cby, whose product is annotated as Chibby. The record is from RefSeq and is a predicted model, not a curated record. Lineage: Eukaryota; Metazoa; Arthropoda; Insecta; Hymenoptera; Braconidae. The transcript is spliced from 3 exons. Bases 193 to 591 code for a protein of 132 amino acids.